GAUGCCGGCUGCUGUCUUGGCUUUCAACCUGAAACUAUAGACUGAAACUGAAUAAUCCCGGCGAUGGCGAACAUAGUGCAGUACAUCGUUGUGCGCAGCGAUUUGCGUGCGACACUCAACUGGCCACUCGGAGCAGUCAUCGCUCAGUGCUGCCAUGCCACAGCGGCGGUAAUGAGCGUGCACGCCGAAGACGCCGACACGGUGGCGUAUCUGAAGGACUUGGACAACAUGCAUAAGGUGGUGCUGGAGGCCAAAGACGAGGCGGCGCUGAUUAAACUAAGCGAAAAGCUGAAGGAGAACGAAAUAAAACACAAGCUGUGGAUCGAACAGCCGGAGAACAUUCCCACUUGUAUUGCCGUGAAGCCGUACAUUAAGGAAACCGUACACAAAUAUGUGAAGCAUUUGAAGCUAUUGAAGGAGUGAGAGCUCCUCUAUGUAAGCACGUUUUUUAAUUAUCUGUCCUUUUAUGAAUAAUCAGAAAUGCUACUCAAAUGA
Molecule: messenger RNA, 495 nt
Organism: Scaptodrosophila lebanonensis
Lineage: Eukaryota; Metazoa; Arthropoda; Insecta; Diptera; Drosophilidae
Product: putative peptidyl-tRNA hydrolase PTRHD1
Exons: 2
Coding region: 64-423 (119 amino acids)
Molecular function (GO): peptidyl-tRNA hydrolase activity
Source: RefSeq, a predicted model, not a curated record